This is a messenger RNA of Oryzias melastigma (Indian medaka), 1571 nucleotides long. Its product is annotated as histone-lysine N-methyltransferase SETDB1-B. Bases 385 to 1536 code for a protein of 383 amino acids. Gene Ontology annotation, cellular component: nucleus. The record is from RefSeq and is a predicted model, not a curated record. The transcript has 8 exons. Gene Ontology annotation, biological process: negative regulation of gene expression; heterochromatin organization. NCBI's taxonomy places the organism in Eukaryota, Metazoa, Chordata, Actinopteri, Beloniformes, Adrianichthyidae. Gene Ontology annotation, molecular function: histone H3K9 methyltransferase activity.
GUCACUUUAAACGUAACCAAAAAAAUGGAAACUAGAUUUUACAAGGGUAAUCAGUUCAAUAACAAUACACAAACUACUCUGAUUUUCUCUUUUUAUUUAAAAGAAUAUUAAUCAAACAUUUAUUUUUUAUUAUUUUUAUUUUACACCACUUUACAAGCGUUCAUUUGAUCUAUUUCAUUGCAAUACUCCAAGCAGCCGCGUGGGGACAAAAUGGCGCCGUUUUGUUGUUGAUCAUUAAAAAACCACGAAGAAGAAGCAGAAAGAGGGCGGGGCUUAGCCGAGAACAACAACGUCGAUAGACAUCUGCGGAACAGAUGAUCCCAUCAGCCGUCAGUCGUAACAUUUUCUGUUUGUUUAUUUAUUUGUUCGGUUUCAUUCUCGUUCAUGGAUCGUUGGAGCGCGGCAGCAGGUAUGCAGGUGGAGCAUUUGGAGGCCAAAGCUCCUGAGAGGUCCAGGAGGUCCAUAGAAAACAAAAGAAAGACAAAGUCUGUCAAAAAAGGAGACGAUGGAGAGAAUUCACCUGACUCUGUUCUCUUCAAGCAAGAAACUCCCAGCAAGGCCUCAAAGUGGGAGGACGACCGCAACACCCUGAACUCCAUCAAAGAGGCGGUGGUGGUUCUGACCCGGCUUCCCGACUAUAAGAUCAGCGCUCUGCGUCCGCCCACGCCGCCGCAGUUCUACAGCGAAGACGAGUCCCUCAGCAGCUCGGGCUCGGACAUGGGAUGGGCGUCGGAGGAAGACUCCAGCGACUCGGACUUCCCCGUUCCCAACCACAAACAGAAGGCUUCUGGGUCUGGAGGUUGUGCGUCCGGCAGCGCUUUUGGUCACUGUUCUCGAGAAGCUUCAAAGAUUCACUCGGAACUGGCAAAAGAAGACGUCAAAGUUGACAUGAUGGUCCUGGCCAGGAGGAGACCUCUGAAAUGGAAACGAGGGAAGAUCGUGGAGAUCAUUACGAAAGAGGAUGGACGACUGAAAUACCGAGUGAGCUUUGAAGAGAAAGGGAAGUGCGUGGUCUCCGGACACCACAUCGCCUUCGACUCCCGGCCGAAGGUGGAGCAGUUGUGCGUGGGCGCCCGCGUGGUGGUGCGCUGUCAAAACAACAAGUUCCGGUUCCGGCCGGGAAUCCUGGCCGAGCUCCCCAGCAGAAGGAACCAGUUCAGGUUCCUGGUCUUCGUAGACGAUCACACAGCGGUGUACGUGGGAUUACCGCUGUUCCAUUUGGUCUGCAGACCAUUGGAGGAUGUUUUGGACGACGUUCCUGACGGAGCUCACAGAUGUUUCAUGAAGCAGUACCUGAGAGACUGGCCGUAUCCGCGCACGUUUAAGUACGCGCCCGGACAGCACUUCACGGUGGAGCUGAACGGUGUGAUGCAGAGGUGCGAGGUGGCGGCCGUGGACUGCAGCUUGGUUCAGGUCGUUUUUCAGGAAAGCCAGCGCAGAGAGUGGAUCUACAGAGGCUCCAUGAGACUCCAACACUUUGCACUUUUAGAACCACGAUGGAAGGAAGACGAUAAUAAUUCCUCUGACUCUGAUUGAAAAAAAAAAAAGAAAACAUGAACAAUAAUUUCAAA